CGCUACAAUCCACUUAUCCGUAAGCUUUAACAAGCCCUCUCUGCGUGCACGACCAUAUACAAGGAAUAUUUCUGAUGUAAACAUUAAAAUCGUUAGUAAGGUUGAUGUGCGAGAUGCACUAUGUGGCUAGUUAUUAAAGGCUGACGUACAACGGUUUCACAGGCAUAAUGCCAGGAGACCAUCGCGAAGGCAGUGGCAACGCUGCCCAGGCGCCAGCUUCCGCGCGCAGUUUCCGCGCGAAAGAUGUGGAAACUGCUGCGGAAGCGGGCAAUGAGGGUUUCGCAGAUGUCUUUUCAGGGCCCGACAUGGCCGGAAUGGGAAUAAAGAUACAAGCGAUUGAGUCGCUGGCUGAGCCCACACGGAGAUUCCUGCACAUCAACAUCUUGGGGAAGCCCUUACCGACCUGGAUGAUAUGGGACAAGCAGCCUAAGCUUAACAGAUUCAACUACUUGAUGUCUCGACUGCACACGUUCAUGACUGAUGCUAACAGCAGCGUGUAUGCAGCGGCGGUCUCGCAGUUCAUGGUGGCUUCCAUCAUUAUCUCUGUCCUGAGCUUCUGCUUGGAGACCAUUCCGAGCUUCCAGUCGCACCGUGCGCCUGUGGCGGCACGCGUCUUCACCUGGGUGGAGGCCGUCACCAUCCAGAUCUUCGCAUUGGACUACCUGCUGCGGUUUAUUUCCGCCCCUGUAAAGCUCAAGUUCACGGUGGACCCUUUCAACAUCAUCGACUUGAUCGCUAUUGUGCCUUGGUACAUCAUCACCUGGGUGGGCACCGACUUCAACGGCACCACCGUGUUCCGGGUGGUGCGGCUUCUGCGUGUCUUCCGGGUGCUCAAACUUGGGGGCAGGUACUCGAAGCUGCUCGUGGUGCUUCACUCGCUGCGCAAGUCUCUCGACAUGCUGGGCCUUAUGGCUUUUUUCAUCUCGCUUUGCAUCGUCUUCUUCGCCACGCUCAUGUACUACGCGGAGCGCGGCAGCUACGACGAGCAACUGGGUGAGCUUUCGGAACUGGAUGUUUGGGUGCCCAUGCGGUCGCGGGCCGCGGCCCUUGGGAAUCGCGGGGCUGGGGCAGGCUACUACGUGCGGCCCUAUGAAGUCCAGAUGAUCGAUUACGGCGUGCCCAAGCCCAGUCCCUUCGAAUCCAUCGUGUCGGGCUUCUGGUGGGCCAUUGUAACCAUCAUGACGGUCGGCUACGGCGACACGUUUCCCGUCACGGCGGGCGGCAAGGCCAUCGCGUGCGUCACGAUGAUCUGCGGCAUCCUCACCCUAGCGCUGCCCAUCAGCGUUAUUGGAGCCACGUUUACCAACGACUGGGAAGCGCACGUCGUGGAAGAAAAACGCCGGAUUACAACCAACAAAAAGAUCACAAUCACCGCAUCGCCGUUGCUGCUCCAGCUACAGCGCCUGUUGAAUCGACACCUGGAGGACGCGGAGACGCUCAUCAUGCUCAACCGAAAUUCGGAGGUGGCACUGGAGGAGGCAAGCUCAGAGCUGCACCACACACUCAAGAGUACCAAAAAGCACCUGCACACUGAAGCCAAGGCGGACCUGAGGCUUCGCCGUAAUGCGUUGCGCAAUCGCACAGCUAUGUCCGCCGACAAUACACCGUACGACCAGCAAUACGGCUAUCUGCCCAUGGAUCACGUGAAGGAGAAAUACCGCGAGCAGCUGGAAGCGAUGUCGGAGGCGGCAGGGUCCCUGGGGCGACGCGCCUGUCACGUGACCCGCAUGGAGGCAGUGAACAUGCACCUAGUGGACCGCGAGCUGGAAGCGAUCGUUGCGCGGCUGGCCAAGAAGCAUGCAGAUCUGGCCUUUCUGCUGGCCAAGCACGAGGAGAAGCCCUCGCCACUGGCGCUACUGGAGGCGGAGCUGGCUGAUCUCAAGGGUUACGUGGAGGACUGCAGGGCCGCGAACGCCACAGCGCUGUCAAAGGGCCCCCGGGCACAUGUGUUUACCGGAUCAUCGACAUCUAAAUCCUCGUUUCGAAUUGGUCAGCGUAUUAUCCCGCUGUCGUCCACGGAAGGCUGGAGCUGGCUGGAGCUGGUUGGAGCUGGUUGGAGCUGGCUGGAGCUGGGACCCCGUGAGCGCGUCGCGAUGCUUGGAUUUCAGUUGGCAGGAGCCACAGCCUCACUCCUGGAGGUACUUGCUCUGCUCCCGGGAUGUGCUCAACAGCAGCUAAGUUUUGAUAACAGCCGUGGUGCCGGGCCUCUGUUGUGGGACUCGACGCAUGACAGCCGGAAGGAGUUCGAUGGAGGGGCUCCCUUUGCAGCCCUCCAGCUUGAGGCCUGCGGAUUAGUUGGCAUCUUUGCCCCGCGCACGGAGUCGGGGGAAGCAAAGGAGACGGGGAAAGCAAACACAGCUGCGAGAUAG
This is a messenger RNA of Volvox carteri f. nagariensis, 2369 nucleotides long. RefSeq lists its product as uncharacterized. Gene Ontology annotation, molecular function: voltage-gated potassium channel activity. The transcript has 16 exons. Lineage: Eukaryota; Viridiplantae; Chlorophyta; Chlorophyceae; Chlamydomonadales; Volvocaceae. The record is from RefSeq and is a predicted model, not a curated record. Gene Ontology annotation, biological process: potassium ion transmembrane transport. Gene Ontology annotation, cellular component: membrane. The coding region runs from base 168 to 2369 and encodes 733 amino acids.